This is a messenger RNA of Bacillus rossius redtenbacheri, 4654 nucleotides long. Its product is annotated as facilitated trehalose transporter Tret1-2 homolog. The record is from RefSeq and is a predicted model, not a curated record. The coding region runs from base 95 to 1594 and encodes 499 amino acids. Gene Ontology annotation, molecular function: sugar transmembrane transporter activity. Gene Ontology annotation, biological process: transmembrane transport; carbohydrate transport. NCBI's taxonomy places the organism in Eukaryota, Metazoa, Arthropoda, Insecta, Phasmatodea, Bacillidae. Gene Ontology annotation, cellular component: membrane. The transcript is spliced from 5 exons.
GGACCAUAUCGCCUCCGAGACCAGAAGAUCGCGCGUGUGUGUGUGUGAGAGUGUGUGAGUCUGCUCAACAGUGACCACUCCUGCGACAGCGAUAAUGAAGUGCAUGCAGCAGAAGAACUUGGCGAACACGAACGGCGCCCUGGCGGCGGGCGGCAGCAGCAGCUCAGAUACGGAGUCGCUGCCAGCACACUCUAGGAGGUACACCCAGUACCUUGCUGGUGGCCUCGCGACCCUGGCCGCGCUCUCCUCGGGCACCAUGCUCUCCUGGUCCUCCCCGGGACUGGCUCUCCUGCAGCAGCCGACCAGCACGCCCCACGUGACGAGCGACCAGGCCUCCUGGGUGGGCUCGCUCCUCAACAUCGGCGCCCUCCUGGGGGCGCUGCCAGCAGGCCUGCUGGCGGACCGCGUGGGCCGCCGGACGACGCUGAUCGCGCUGGGCCCCUUGCUCGUCGUCUCCUGGCUGCUCGUCGCCUUCUGCACCUCCGUGUGGGAGCUGUACGCCGCGCGGCUGCUGGGAGGGGCCGCUGUCGGAGCGGUGUCCGUCGUGGCCCCCGUCUACUGCGUCGAGGUGGCCGAGAACUCCAUCCGCGGCGCGCUCGGGUCCUUCUUCCAGCUGCAGCUGUCCGUGGGGAUACUCCUCGGGUACAUGGCCGGGUUCAUCAGCGACACGACAACUUUGGCGCUGGUGCUGUGCUCCCUCCCGGUGAUCUUCCUCAUCGCCUUCCCCUGGGUCCCGGAGUCGCCGGCGUACCUGGCGUCGCGCGGGCGCGAGCAGGACGCCGUUACGGCCCUCCUCUGGCUGCGGGGCCCCCGCUGCGACGCCCGCGCCGAGGCGAGGCGUCUGUCGGCGGCGCACCUUCGCCGCGACGCUGAUGGCGGUCCCUCCUCCCAUUCACCCUGGCGCAACCUGGCGACGUCGCCGACCACCCGCCGGGCGCUCCUGAUCGCCAUGGGGCUGAUGGCCUUCCAGCAGUUCAGCGGGGUCAACGCCGUCAUCUUCUACGCCGAGGAGAUCCUCACCAUCUCCGACGGGCGGGUGUCGGCCGACGCGGCGUGCAUCCUGGUGGGAGCCGUGCAGGUGGCGGCCAACUACGCCUCGGUCCUACUGGUGGACCGCGCAGGCCGCAGGGUCCUGCUGCUCUUCUCUGCCAUCGUGAUGGCCCUCAGCCUCGGGGCGCUGGGAGCCUUCUUCCACUUCAGUUCCCCCGGCCAGCCGGCGGGUCCCAUCAGCUCCGCCCUGCCGCCGCUCUGCCUCGCCGGCUACAUCGUCGCCUUCUCCCUGGGGUUCGGCCCCAUCGCGUGGAUCCUCCUGGGGGAGCUGUUCGCCCCCGAGGCCAAGGGCUUGGCGGCGGCCACCGGGGCGGCGUGCAACUGGCUCUCGGCGUUCGUCGUCACGCGGACCUUCCGCGACGUGCGCGGGGCCCUGGGCUCGGGACCCACCUUCUGGCUGUUCUCGAGCGUGUGCCUGCUGGCGGUGCCCUUCGUGGUGCUGAUGGUGCCCGAGACCAAGGGGAGGGACCUGGAGGAGGUGCAGGAGGAGAUGGCGAGCGGCAGCCGGAGGAAGCCCGUCUUCGCGGUCUCCGAUGCGGUCUGAUCUCCCGUAUCAGCUCCCGCCACGACACGACCUCGGGACACCUCGGACCUGCUCUUCUGGGGCAGGACCCGCCAACGGCCGACGGAGCGCAUCCCCAACCACUCCUUGCGACGGUCUUCUCUCCCCGCCGGUGUGUUUGAGGAGAGAGUUGACGUCUGUGCUCGAGACCAAGAUGAGAUCCGGAAUUGUGCACUGGCCUUUUCUGCCGUUGCCAGUUCUGCAAUUUCUGCAGUUGGAAGACGAGGAUGAUUCUGACUGGGCAUCAGACAGCCACACAAAUACAAAACGUCUAGAACAUAUGAAUGACCGCCUAGCUGUGCUUACUGAAGAACUAUUUGUCCAGACGACUCCUCUGUUUUACAGGGUAGCAGGAACCGAACUGAAGUUUCACCAAUUGAUUCAUCUAUAAUUAUUUAUAAUAUUUCUAAUUGUUGCAUCAACAAUUAGACUGUAUCUCUAACCAAAAUGAUGGCUCCCUCACUCUAAAUAUAUAUGCAUGCCAGAAAUUUUGGGUUUAUAUACAUUAAAUAUUGAGGUAAGGUUAUUUAUAUCUAAAGCCAUUUUUUUUUAAUCUUUACAAGAAGUAAUCUAUUGUACAUUUUGCUCAUCUAGCAGCUAAGGCUUGAACCAGUCAAAGUAGGCUACUUUCAUAUCUGACACGAAGUCCAUCACAUUGCACUCCAUAUCAAGCAGAUGGUUUUUUCAUCUGUGUCAUGUAACCUGUCUCAAAUUUGACAGUUCACAAAAGCAGUGCCAAUGUUUUAUGUUUUAUACUGCCUUUAAUGUUCUGUCAACAGUGUUUGUCAGUGUUCAUAAGGAACUACAAGUGACAUUUUUGGGAAAUGGGUUUAAAAUAAGAAACAAUAACCACUGCCAAAAAAAUUCCCUAAUAAUACUAAACAAUAGGUACUUAGUUUAUUAUUUUUUAAGUAUGGCUAUAAUUUUUGUGGAAUAUUCAUUGCUAUUUAACGAAAUAAUUCACAACAAGUAUUUUUAAAAUAUGACUUUUAAUCUAUCAAGGAAACUUUUAAUGAAAAUGAUUUUUUUUUAAUAUUGCUAUUCGAAUUCGAUUUUGGAAUUUGAGAAUAUUUUUAUAAUUACAUUCGAAAUAGUUUAGGAGUUUAAGGGUCGUAUUCGCACAUGGGUGAGUACAAAUUAGAUUUUCUCGCCUUGUUUUUUUGGCAGUCUUAUUCAUCUAAUCACUCAGUGCACGCCACAGCGACCCUUAAAUUAAAUGGGUGUGUCGAGUAUUUGUUGUAAAGGUGGGUUUACAACUGAAAAUUAAGAACUAACUUUUGAGAAUUUUUUUUGUGUACUUAACAUGUGACUCUAUGUCUACAAGUGGAAUGGUUCAUGAUUGCCGUGUAGGAAUUUUGACGGGUCGUGUGCGAAUCAAAUGAUGACUUGAGACUUAAGAGAGAUGGUUAUAUUGAUCUUUUUCCUUAAAAAUUAAGGGAAGAGCCAAUCAGAGCACAGUAGAAUGGCGAAAUAAUGUUUCGUAGGCAAAGCAGUUUAUUAUUUAGUUCGAAAGGAGUAGGAUAUACGUUCUGUUAAGAAUUAAGAAAUAUAACCAUCAUGUUUAGAAAUGAUAAAAUACUUUAAAAAAGAAAAGAAAAACAUUGCACGAAAAUAAAAAAGCUCUGAUUGGAAUAUUUAUUUUGUUGUAACAUUUCGGAAUUUAUUAUUCUGCUGUGUAUCUGGUUAAUUUUUGUUAUCAUACGAAUACCUAUAUAACUUUGUAUUUAAAAUUCAUGAAUAUAUUUUCAUUUUAUGGUUGCUUGGAAUAUAUGAUAUUAGUAUUACGUAAACUAGAAUUUAUAUAUUAAAUUGAAAUAUCUUUGAUUCUGAUUUGUGUACGGAUUAUAGGUUACGAGUGGAAAUGUUACAAUUUUUAGGUAUUUCAAGUAGGUAAAAAAACCAAAUGCACCAGGAAUAAAAAUGUUACGUUGAAAAAAUUAAUUAAUAGUCGGCAACGAAUCCAAAACGAAAAAAUAACUUCAAAAUGCAGACAAUACCUUUCCUACGUAUAACAAAAAUUCAACUUAAAUAUUGUGGUGGCUGCUUCCUCGCCUGGUUUUACUGGCUGGAAUUAACGACCACUAAUUCAAUAAUAGACUGGAUAUUACUUAACCAAUUGCUCGUCGGCGUACAGGUUGAGUUUAUAAUUUUUAAGUUGAAUAAUCGUAAACCCACCUUAACGAUGUGUGUGGUAUUUACAUUUACGCGCUUAUCUAGGAUGGUAACACGGCCAUAAGUGAUACGCAGAUAUAAGGGAAAUGCAAAGAUGGAACAUAAGGUCCAAUUGUUGACGAGAGUUUUAACCCAAAGGGGGAGGGGGAUUUCAGUGUACUACACGUUCCAAUAUGGCGGCCGUUUGUUUACAAAUGUAUCAGCUUUACCAGAAUUAGACAUUAAACGUGAGAAAAAUGCCAACUCCUUUCGUCACAAUUUGUAUUGUGAAGAUUCGUUAUGUACUUUUAAUAUACAUAUAUGAAUAUAUUAACCAGUAAUAUUUUGAUCUAAUUAUCUUCCAAACAGCUUACUACAGUCGUUAAUAAAACCGGUCUAGAACAUCUGAUACAACCAUAAACAAACGUCCGCCAUAUUGGAAUGUGAAAAUAAGACGAAAAAAAUGGAGGAAAAAACGGCUUUACGUCUGACGACUAAUGCUCCAUCUGUAUAGUAGCACUCAGCUCAGCAAUAAGAGAUAUACUAGCAAUAGAAAUAUAAUGUAUUUUUAAUGUUUAAGUGUAUAUUUACUGAACGUACUUUAUCCAACAAAUAAUUUAGAACAUAUAACUAAUUUAUACUUAUGUUAAGUGAAAACGCAAAUUUGUUACUAACAAAAUGACAAAUUUGCAAAUUUUGUGAUAGAUUACGUAGCUGUAUUAUGAAGACAUGAGAUCUUAUAGUAGUUUUUGUGCUUUCUUUCCUCCAGUAUUUCUUUCGUAUAUGCUUGGAAAGAUUUUCUAUGUGUAUGUGUGAUUUUACACUAAGACAAUGUUUUUGCUGUAAUUUUUUCCACCAAAAAUGUGUUAAUUAAUAAAAAAGUGAAAGUUU